GCAUUCUCCAACUUUCUUCCAUCGAGAUACAUAAAAUCAAUGGAGCCUCUCUUGACAACAGAAGUUCAAUUGUACCAAGAUAAAUUAAUAGGAAAAAAAUGGAAAUCCUACAUCGCGAGUUUCUUCGACGAAAAUUCUCUGGGCAAAGCUAGAAUUGAACUUUUUCAAAGUGACGGGAAAAAGAAGCACUCGGAGCCUGCAAAAACUGUUUUGUUAGAAAAUGUGGUAUCACUAAAACCGGCAAAAACCGAUACAGGAGCCUCUUUUGUAAAAGUACAAUAUAAGGAUGACUCUUUCGUGCAAUUUUCCAGUGAAGAAUUGCAGAAAAUUAUCGAUGUUCUUAGCGCAAUUUGUUUUCCAAAAAAGCUGCAAUAUGUCACAAUUGCCCCCAGCACUUCAUUGGAUUCUCCCACCGAGGACGAGGAAUGCUUCGAAUUUCCAGAAACAUACACAAUGCUGAAACUGAAACAAGUGAACGGUAGAGAAAAAACAGAAGGGGUUUACAAUUUAAAGUUUGCUGAACAUCUUCAAAUCAGUGGUCCGAAUAACGUGCAUUGUAUUCCAUACCAGACGUUGAUAUGGGUUGGAACGGGGGAACAUUGCGUUGGCUUUGGAGUUGAAAAUUUGGGAAUUUUUGAAUUUGCCACUGGAGAUGCCAUUCUUUUCGUGGAACACUUGAGAAGUUUUAUUCGAUUUAGUUGUGACUUCAGCACCCCUCAGACAAAAACGAUUUGCCGCUUCAAUCGUUAUUUUCAUCCCAAUAGACUCGUGAAUAACACCAGCCCAGGGCUCAGUAACAACUCAACAAUGGAGAGUGUGGACUCUGGCGGCGUUUAUUCAAAAAUCCAGGGCUCAACAGACACUUCAGUAUCUAGCCUGCAAUUGAAUGAAACCGAAUUUGUGAACAGAGUUGUGAAAAACGAAUUGAGACGAAACGCGUCAAUGGAAAUGUUGAGACAUAAGAUUUCUUUUUUGCAAAAGAAAAAGAAUGAGUCUCGGACGGAUUUCGAGGAAUCAGCGGACAGGGAUUUUGUCAGAGUCCAACUGCCGAAAGGAAUAUUGCUCGAGCAAAACAAAUUCUCACCAACGAAAAGCGUGUCGUUCCAAGAUAUGGAUUCGGUGACGUCUGAGAAUAAGAUUUACACCCGUCACACCGACUUGUAAUUUGAAUUUCAAUUCCGAUUUUCUUCUCCUAUUUUCUUCUUCCCUUUCCGCGUUUACUUCGUCAGCUUCUUGUUUCAAAAUGUUCAAUGCCAACGAAUGUACUACGCACACAAAAGAUUGAUGAAUAGAUAAAUUCAACUUGCUUUAUCGACUUUAUUUUUAUGUACUCCUUCUUCAAGUUUUUAAUUCAUUUCAGCCCUUUCCCUGUCGCCACGCAUUCUGGUUUUUUGCAAAUUCAUAUUUUUCCUUCAUUUUAAAGUUUCAAUAUAAUAUAGUGAACUAUAAAACGAAUUU
Molecule: messenger RNA, 1458 nt
Organism: Caenorhabditis elegans
Lineage: Eukaryota; Metazoa; Nematoda; Chromadorea; Rhabditida; Rhabditidae
Gene: M03A8.3
Product: TLDc domain-containing protein
Source: RefSeq, marked reviewed